AUGAGCUUGCGCCUGCCUCAUCAAGCAGCCAAAAUUGUCGCCAUCAUCGCCAGUGUCCACGUCCAACUAUCCUCAAUUACUAACUCUGAUGAAACGAAAAGCAAGUUGUAUGAAGACCAAAAUGUACUCCUGGAGAAUGGGCCGAAGAUGAACAAGUUGGCUGUCCGUAGUGAUUUCAAUGCCUGCGUCGGGACGGACUGGGGGACAUGCAGGGAAGUGUUUUGUACGCACGGAUUUAGCAGCUGCAACGAAGUCGACCUCCAUCUUCUGCAAAUCAGCAUGGAACAUCGCCUUUUCCUUGCCAACAACUUCUUCCAACCGUCAACACAGAAGACGGCGACCUGGACACAACCCCGCCUCACGCGGCGCUGGCAGUUGCUGGAAUACGUUCUCGUGCGGAGACCGGAUCGACAGGACGUGAAGGUGACUAAGGCUAUCUACGACGCCCGUGGUGAACCGAUCACCAUCUCGUCGUCCUCACGGUGUGACUCUGUCUGA
Spirometra erinaceieuropaei is the source of this 498-nucleotide messenger RNA. The record is from the annotation of a GenBank genome assembly. Lineage: Eukaryota; Metazoa; Platyhelminthes; Cestoda; Diphyllobothriidea; Diphyllobothriidae.